AGGAGGAGGAGGAGGAGGAGACCAUCAGAGCCCACACCAUAGCCUCCCCCUCUCGUGCGGAGAUUUCUUUGACAACAAAAUCCAUUUCAACGUUCUUCAGACUUCAAUCUCUCUCUCUCCAGAUCCGAGCUCCAACUGGGGUUGCUCAGAGGUUUGAUUUAUGUCAAAUCUUUCAUGACAGCUACCCAAAAUCGCAUUAUUUCUGGGUUUUCUCCGAGAUUUCGUAUGGCUGAUGCCAAGAGUGACUGCAACAGAUAUAACGAAUCAUCUUUCCAACUCUGCAAUUGCUAUAAAGUUGAGAGCUUGACUGAAACCAUACUAGACACUACUCAGACCUCAAAUCUGAAAGAUAGGUAUGUUCUUGGAGAUCAGUUGGGAUGGGGGCAAUUUGGUAUAAUCAGAGAAUGCUCAGAUAAGUUGACUGGUGAGGUAUUGGCCUGCAAGUCAAUAUCCAAGAAUCGACUAGUGACUGAUGAAGAUGUAAGAAGUGUGAAGCUUGAGAUCGAGAUAAUGACUAGGUUAUCUGGGCAUCCAAACGUUGUUGAUCUCAAGGCUGUCUACGAGGAAGAAGGGUAUGUUCAUCUGGUUAUGGAGCUGUGUGCUGGUGGAGAGCUUUUUCAUCGAUUGGAGAAACAGGGGAGGUUUUCUGAAUCUGAGGCUAGAGUUCUCUUCAGGCAUUUAAUGCAAGUAGUGAGCUUUUGCCAUGAUAAGGGUGUUGUUCAUAGAGAUUUAAAGCCAGAAAAUAUUCUAUUAGCAACAAAAGCAUCCUCCUCCCAGAUAAAAUUGGCUGAUUUUGGUCUUGCAACAUACAUCAAUCCAGGUCAAAAUUUGCACGGAACCGUUGGGAGUCCAUUUUACAUAGCUCCAGAGGUGCUGGCUGGUGGUUACAACCAAGCAGCUGAUGUUUGGAGUGCAGGAGUGAUUUUAUACAUCCUUCUUAGUGGGAAGCCACCAUUUUGGGGGAAGACUAAAUCACGGAUAUUUGAUGCUGUUAGAGCUGCCGGUUUAAGGUUUCAGUCAGAUCCCUGGAACAGUAUAUCCGACUCUGCCAAAGAAUUGAUCAGAGGAAUGCUCCGAACAGAUCCUUCUGUGAGGUUCACUGCCCUUGAAGUUCUUGAUCAUACAUGGACUAAUGGCACGAAUCUGGUCCCGAAAUCACUGGUAAGCUGUGGAGAGCUGGAGAUAGCAGGAAGUCCAUCUUCUUCUUCUUCUUUGUUCAUGGCUAGGAAUGAAGACAUCAGUUUUGGGAUGGGAUCACCGAUGAUCUGCGAAGCAUUCAGUUGCAAAUCAUCUUUUUCUUCCUUCUUUGUGGAACCAGCGACACCUUUGCUGAAUUCAUGUGGGUUUUCUUUCCGUAGCAGUGGUGGGUCAUCAAACACGACCCUAGAUUUCUGCACCCCAAUCCACUCGAUGCCAAGUUUUAGGUUCUUUGGGCCAGGCCCAGAGACUGAAGAAGAGGGUUGUGUAUUAUUAGAGCAGGAGAGAAGGGGGGAAGAAAAAGAGCAGAGAUCGAGUGAGGUGAAAAGAGGAGGUGGUUCACGGAUAUCUGGAAUUCAUAACAAGCGAAACCGUACAAUUGGACUGGGAGAGUUUGAACCAUUGGAUCUGAUGGUAGCAGAGUCGGUUAUCCGUUGGGUGUCAUGCACACAUCUAUCGACUGCUUUGAGGUCUGAUUUUGUUUGUUGAAAGUGGGAUGAUAAUGAAGAGUUUGGGUUAAUUGGGAGUGGUUUGUGGAUUUUGACUGUGAAAACAUUCCUUCUGAUAAUAUAAAUGUUAGCAGUUUGACUUCUUAGCUUUUUACGAUUGAUUGAACGGGUUAAAACUACCGUAGAGAUGGACAAAAGGACCUGACCGUUUAAGGUUUGGUCCUAUUGUUUAAUAUAUGGGUCUGGUUACGAGC
Molecule: messenger RNA, 1900 nt
Organism: Cynara cardunculus var. scolymus (artichoke)
Lineage: Eukaryota; Viridiplantae; Streptophyta; Magnoliopsida; Asterales; Asteraceae
Product: calcium-dependent protein kinase 13
Exons: 5
Coding region: 175-1686 (503 amino acids)
Biological process (GO): intracellular signal transduction; protein autophosphorylation; peptidyl-serine phosphorylation
Cellular component (GO): nucleus; cytoplasm
Molecular function (GO): calcium/calmodulin-dependent protein kinase activity; calmodulin binding; ATP binding
Source: RefSeq, a predicted model, not a curated record